Molecule: messenger RNA, 2724 nt
Organism: Ceratitis capitata (Mediterranean fruit fly)
Lineage: Eukaryota; Metazoa; Arthropoda; Insecta; Diptera; Tephritidae
Gene: conu
Product: rho GTPase-activating protein conundrum
Exons: 10
Coding region: 371-2449 (692 amino acids)
Biological process (GO): signal transduction; regulation of actin filament polymerization; regulation of small GTPase mediated signal transduction
Cellular component (GO): cytoplasm
Molecular function (GO): GTPase activator activity
Source: RefSeq, a predicted model, not a curated record
ACAGGUAUAUGAACAAUUAGUUAAUUGCUCAUGCAUACACACAUAAGUGCCCGUUGAUCUUCUUAAAUACUUUUUCACAAUAAUUGGCAUUAACAAAAACACAUGGGAGCGAUAUUUGGAAAAAGCAGACCUUCAUAAAUAUUUUUAUAUAGCAACAACUUAUUCAUAUAUCAAACAGCAGCACAAGAGAAGACAAGAGUGCCAAUAUGGAGUAGAGUUACGACUUCAGUUCACGAAAAAAAGACCACACAGCAACGGUGCUGGAGGAGUGCAAGAUCUAUCUAUUCUACUGGGCAAUAGUUCGCCAAAACUCUCGUCUUCUUGGUGAAUUGUGACCAACCUCUUCGCCAAAAGUGAUCAAAGCAACAAUAUGCCAUAUUCUCCAAAUAUUAGUAAAAGUCAACAUGUCAAGAUGACAAGUAGCAAUACGUCGUUAGACAACACUUCCGAUCAGGACUACAGUGAAUUUCUAAACGAAUAUCAGACUAAUUCGCCAAACAAUGAGCCUGAAACACAUUAUGAAGAAGGUGAACUGGAAGCAGAAUGGCUAGUAGCGGCCGGUUUUCCCCAACUCAUAAAACCAUUUGAGCAGGGUCUAGAAUUGCGUACUUCAGAUUUGGAGCCGGUACUUGCAACACUUUCUAUGCCCCAUGCUGAAGCAAUCAAACAGCGCGUUCGAGCUUUAAACCAUACUGUACGUGGCCGCACGAAAAAUCGUCAAAAACGAAAACCAGACAUCAGAGAUGUCUUUCGAGAUUUUGAUGAAUCCAGUACUGGAACCCGAUCCCGGAGCGCUACGCCUGACUCGCUAGAUUCGAUUCAUGGAGAUGAAGUUUGGGGAAACGCAUCUAUACCUAGUUUUGUCAGCAUAUUCGAUCAUAAUUCAGUGGUAGACUCAGGGAAUGGCCAUCAGACUUUGCAGUUGAAUAAAAAUCAGAAACAACGUCUACGUCGAACUCCAAGUGCUCCACUUAAAAGUUCACAAGACAUUUUUCGCGGUUCACAUAUUCGUUGUGAUAUUCCAAUGUUUGCUGCAGAGGGUAUAGAAUUACUGGGAUUUUCUCGUAUCGGUACCAUUCACAUCCCGCGAAAUCGAUCUGGAUCCGAUCCGUCAUGUUCUGUAGGUCGUGUCCACGGCCAGCUUUUACAAUAUUCUAAUAGUGACAACAAUGCUUCAGGUGAAUCAAGUGACGAGUGUUUGUCCAACAACGCACGUUUGUCGAGCUCAUCUUCCUCAGAGAGCACUCCACAAAAAAUACAUUUAGAUACACCGCCACAAAGUGUACAGAAUUCGCCUUCAUCUCGAGACGGUAUUAGUUUUGAGAAUAUGUGCCGUGAGACAUCUAGUCAGGAUGGAGUGGAUGUUGUGGACAGUAAUGACUCUUCCCUAGAGUUCUGUACCGAUAUAGAUACUAUAAAUGAAACAGAGCUGAAACGUCUUCAGACAGUUUUUUGGUUAGAAUUAGCAGCAAUUUUCGAUCGGAAUCAUGUUUCCCUCGAUAAACGAAAACCUUUCAAACGACGUCGGAAAGAGGAAGGUAACCUGUUCGGUGUGUCAUUAAAUGCGCUUGUUCGGCGCGAUCAGCAAAUAACGGGAAAGGAUUCAACACUGGUGCCGUUGUUCCUAGAAGGUCUGCUGGAAGAGCUUACGAAACGUGGUGCUAGAGAGGAGGGUAUUCUGCGCGUUGCUGGGCAUAAGCAAAAGACUGAAAUACUUUAUAAUGAAUUGGAAUCGAGUUUUUAUCAGAAGCCGAAAAAGUUUACUCAAUUACUGAACUCAGCCAGUGUGCAUGAUCUGAGCGCUUUACUUAAGCGAUGGUUACGUGAGCUUCCUCAACCAUUACUCACAAAUGAGCUUAUUCAGCUAUUCUAUCAAUGUCAUGGUCUCCCACCCGCAGAUCAGGCAAAAGCUUUGGCAAUUGUCGUUCAAAUGUUGCCUCAUGAAAAUCGAAAUACGUUGCGAACAUUAAUCCGUUUUCUAAACAAUGUUAUUGAGCAGAGGGUUUUUAAUAAAAUGAAUAUGCAUAAUGUUGCCACAAUAAUUGCACCAUCAUUUUUCCCGCCACGUUACAUACAUCCAACAGAUAAAAAUAGUAUUGAGGAACAAGUUAAGAUGGCUGCGCAAUGUUGUCGCCUUACUAAUAUGCUUAUAACGCGUGGAGAGGCGUUGUUUCAAGUGCCAAAUAGCCUAAUUGAAGAAUCCAAAUCAAACAAGACAAGACAGGGUAAACGUAUUUUACAUAGGCGAGUCAAAGCCACAACUUCGCUACUUCAUCCAAGUCACAGUAAUUGCAGUAACGUAGGGGAUACCAGCCACCAUCAUACUCACUUGCGUUCAGACUACCAGCCAAGUAGUCCUAUAGUCAAUGUGGUGUCAGAAGAUGGUAAUAAUACGAUUAAACGUCAACAGUCAAUAAAUCCAAGUCAUGUGCACCGUUUAAUUAUUUGAUCCCUAUUGAAAAGGGAUCUGAUAGUUGAUCAUGUCACUUAAGCGCAUGUAAUAAAUAAUAAGUUAAACUAAGUCUAUCCAUAUGCAUAUACAUACUUUAUUAAAAUUAUCCACAUUUUUUAUUCGGAACAACUCUUAAAAGCUAGCUUUAGAAAUCUUUGCCACAUUUUCUUUUCUAUUACCUGAAAUUAAACUUAAACUUCAAUCAUGUGUGAUUUUCUAGAUCACAAAUUGUGAAGAAUGAAAUAAAAUGUCUAAAUAUGGUUGUAUUCAAA